AUGGAUGCGCAGGCGCUCAUUGGCGGCGUCCAGCCUCUUGCUGGGCAGGUGUUGCCCGUGAAAACUGUGCAGGAGACACAAGCGCCGGAAGAGUUUGCCGAUGCUUUUGCUGCGGAAGUCAAUGUGAAAUGUGCUUCAAAGGUUAUCAAGGCUCUCGACUCGAAAUUCAACCGUGAUACCUCGUUAAGCCACCUCCGCCGAUUCGCAAAACGCAACCAGCUACCGGAAGCCCUGCAAUCCACCAUCUCCCAAUAUCACAAUCACAAUGGACACUCCUCGCAUACCAUCUUCGUCCUAAUCUCUCCUCCGAUACCCGACCUAGAUACUCUACAUACUCUCCUCGCCCCAUUCGCACCCGGGCCACCAGCGCCCGAAGAAGACCCUCCCACAGAAUCAUGCUCAUCGGACACUUCAAAAAUCCCCUUCUACCCUGUUCGCAUUCCGCUCCAACCACCCUUGAACGCUCGUCAAGCAGAGAAAUGGACAAAGGCUAUGUGGCCGGUGAUUUUCAACCCGGCUGCCCCGCGCGCGAAUGUUGCCCCGCCGCCGCAGAUUCUGAAUCGCGCGCUGGAUUCGAUCAAGCCGAGGGCUGGGUAUUACAUGGCGCUGGCACAGAAGCUGGCUGAUGAGGCGGAGCAGUCAGGAUUGGGGAGGAAUGUUGGUGCUGUGAUUGUUGAUCCGGCGAUUGAGGAGACGAUAGAGGGGGGAGAAUGGGAUCAGGCGGUUGUGGCGGUUGCAGGGGAUGCGCGGUACAGCCGUCUCGACAAGACAGAGCUGCAGCUUGGACAGGAGCCUAAUCCUGCGUCCCAGACGUACAAUGCAGAUUUGGAGGGAGGACCGGAACUGCAUGCACUGAUGCGUGCAGUGGACAUAGUCGCCCGCAGACGACGUGAAGACAACACCCCAUCCGCAACAGAUAAUGGAUACCUCAGCCCUCUGGAAUCGCAUUUCUUCUAUCAAUUCGACGCACCACUUGUCUCAGAUACCUCAGACAUUUCCCCCGUCCCCGAGAAACUCCAGAAAACCAACACCACCACCGCCCACUGUACCAAAACCGCUGAACCGGCCGUGUCAACUUCCCGAAUCCGUCCGCGCACAUUGGGUGGCUACCUCUGCACAGAUCUAGACGUGUACCUAUCCCGAGAACCAUGUCUGUGUUGCUCAAUGGGUGUAUUACUGUCGCGCUUCCGGGCGGUGAUCUUUCCGCGCAGGGGCCGGAUGGUUACUGGCGGGAUCGCUUCAGAGCCAGUCGUUUCGCCUGUUUGCGACGAUGAUGAUGCCGAUGACGAAGAAAAUGACACAGAACCGAUCGAAAACACGGGAGACAAGUCCAGGGAUACUAGGAAUAACAGGAAAUACUACGGGCUGCAUUGGCGCAAGGAGCUAAACUGGCGGGCAUUGGGUUUUGAAUUUGUAGAGGAUGCAGUCUCGUUUGAAAUGGGGAUUGAGGGAGAGGCUGGCGUUGCAUUUCAUGCGUAG
This is a messenger RNA of Aspergillus chevalieri, 1479 nucleotides long. It is a transcript of the gene TAD3, whose product is annotated as putative tRNA-specific adenosine-34 deaminase subunit Tad3. Gene Ontology annotation, molecular function: catalytic activity. Lineage: Eukaryota; Fungi; Ascomycota; Eurotiomycetes; Eurotiales; Aspergillaceae. The transcript is spliced from 3 exons. The coding region runs from base 1 to 1479 and encodes 492 amino acids. The record is from RefSeq and is a predicted model, not a curated record.